AUGGCGCUGGCUUCCGCUCUGACGGAGAAAAGCCUGGCCAAGUUUCGCACGAAACCCUGCGAGAGGCUCCUCACGAAGAACGAGUGUAGCUUUGGAGACCGCUGUCAGUACGCACACUCUGUGCCACGGCGCAACCCAAAAAACGUCUCCUACUCGCCGGAAAUGUGUUCUUCACCUGGGACGUGCCACCUCGGAGACGCAUGUCCAAAGGCACACACUGUGGAGGAGUGCCUGUAUCAUCCCACCAUGUACCGCACGCGACUGUGCCCGGAGAAGAAGCAGUGCACCGUGUUCUACUGCCCCCACGCGCAUGCCGAAGAAGAGCUGCGUAGUUGUGACUUGGCUCCUCCAGCUCUGGCCCUCCCGGCGGCAACGACGAGAUCUUCUGGGCCCUUGUCUGGGCCGUUGGAACCGGGCAUGGUGAGAUGCGAGGACCCGCCGAGGUGGUGGCCUGCUGGGGACCAGAAAGAUCUGCAUGUCCGAAACUCCGGUGAGGUGCCACCGUUGCAGUCCUACGGAUUCGAGCUUUGCGGUGGCCUGGUGCGGCCGGCAAAGUACAUGCCUGACACAGGACUGGAGGCGCAGCCCUGCUUUGCCAAACUGCUUUCGACGUCCAGGAGCGAAAGCCAGCUGGCAAAUCGCGUGGUCAAAGAUCUCAAGCGCUGGCUGUCCAAAACGCCACUUCCGGCGCCGUUCUUCCUGCGCCGCACUGUCGCCACCACAGCCUUGGCAGUGCCGUCGCACUUCCGAGUUUUGGGAAAGACCUUGGAGUCCCUGCCAAAUGGAGUGCUGCAGGAGGCGCGCAAGUGCUGGGCCGUGACGCAGCUGGCCGCCAAAUGGAUCAGACAGCUGGUCACCGGCUUGGAGGCGCUCCAUGAACUUGACAUUGCGCACAGCUGCAUCGGUCCUAGCACGGUUCUGGUUGGGCCCGGUGUUGGUGGAUUGGACAUUCGGAUUGGCGACUUUCUGGGCAAGGUGACAACUUUGCGGUGCUUGGAGAAUGGUUGCAGCUCUCUUGAUGAGUCCUGGGCGAUGUGGUACCCUGCAGAGGUCCACCUGCAUAUCUCGACAGCGGUGCCGGCAGGAGCAACGCACUUCAGCUCAAAAACCGCCUCCCCAGAUCUCAUGAGGGUGGACUCUUGGCAGCUGGGUGUGCUGAUCUUCUUCUUUCUGACCGGUGCUCAUCCCUUCGGGGAUUUCGAUUGUCCUGGAAAUGUUUGUGCGAACAUCCGAGCGGGCAAUGUCGCAAAUCGGACGAAACUCGAGGAACUUCCCUUGUUCUUGGAGCUCGUGGACCGCCUCAUCGUUUCCGAACCUCAAAGACGUCUCAAGGUCUCGCAGGUUUCGUGUCACCCCGUCUUCUGGGACACGUACGAGGGCUUGGAGUUUGCCAAGCCGCUGCUGUCGGAUGCCCGACGCACGCGUGAACAAGAAUGGCUUUACCACCUGCCCUGCUUCGCGGUUUUUGCGCCACCCACCCGUGAGCGUGCGCCGCGGCAAGAACUGUUGUCAAAGCUUUGCCAGAAAGUUCUCGACAUCGGCAAGCGUCGAAACCCUCACAAAGGACUUGGCACCAUUUGCCUGCAAUUGCUGUCCGAGAUCGACCGUCGCCGGCCGGUGCAAGCUCCUCAACAUGCACCGGCCAAGCGUGCAUUUUCACCUCCCAGAAGCAUUCCACCGCCACCGCCAGACGAAGCGACGUAUUUCCAAGCAGGAAUGCGCAGAGGCGUGGAGCUCAUGGCCGACUUCGCACGCCGCGCUUUCGUGGACUAUCUGACUCCUCCACCGGGAUUAGGUCCCAGCAUGACUCAGCAGGUCUUGCUGCAGAGGUGCAGCUUGGCAGCCGCAGAGCUGGCGCUGUACCAGCAGCACUAUCAGGCUCAAUGCCGACAAGGACUACAUGAGACGGGACGCGGAGCACAGGACUGCCGCUACGGACACAUUCCCCAACAAGAUUUCUCCUACCAUCCAGACCCGGAUGGAUACAGCAUGCUUAUGCACGAGUACGACAACUGCGCCUGGUAUCCCUCGGCACUUCAGCAAAGGGAUGGCGCUGGCUCGCCCAGUCGUGCUGAAGGCUCAUCUCUGCCGGAAGCACCUCGCACGCCUGAGGUGGUCCGCACAAGGAGUCGCGCCGAGCCGGACUCCGCUGAGAAGUUGAUGCGGCCUCCGAAGCCUCCGGCCAAGGCAGAUAUGGCGCAGUUGGAUGCAGCCCAGAAUCAGAAGAUCUCCACGCCCGGGCGCCGCUCCGCUUCUGGUGUGAAUGGCAGCCCAGAGGCCCAGAGCGAGGCACAGAACGCUUUAGCCCAGUGCCUAUCAGACUUCGAGGUGGUGCCAGAGCUGGUUCCCAAAGCUGCGGCCUUCUCGGUCUUCCGGGAGGUGGCGAAGACCGCCAUCGUGCCGCGGGAAGUGCAGAUGAAGGUUGCUCCCGAUGAAGCGGGCGAGUCUGGGCGUUUCUUCACGUACAGCCACUUCGCUUGCAGCCUCGCAGUCACUGCGCAGCGAGCUUUCGCAAGUGCAGGUGCAUCGUCGCUGGUGCGACUGAUGCAGUGGAUGGAUGCGUCCAAGGGCCGUGUUCUGUUCAGCCAGAACUUCCCCGGAACUGCUCCCAAAGGCUGUGCCAUCAGCCUCAAGGUCCUGCCUGAGAUGGAGAGACUUCCAGAGGAUGUGCAGCGAGAUCUUGGCGCCGUGACGCUGAAACAGGCGACCGGCCAGGAGCCCGCGCAGUCAAGGCAGGAAGGACCUGCACCUGCUGAGGAGGUGGGGAGGCCACGGCGCUCGCGCUCCGUGACCAGCCUCACCCGUGAGCCGCGGGCGGCUGCGGCACCACUCCCGGAGUGGGCAAGAUUGGAAAUCCAGAAAACUUUCGGGCACUAUGCAUCCCUUGGCGACCCGCUAAAUCGAAGCACCCUCACAUCGCAGAAGUUCGGUCGCUUCCUGCGAGACUGUGGCCUGCUAGCCGUCGAGGCCGACGGCCCAGUUUCCUUCGACUUCGCGCCGGAAGGCCCUGCUGGUAGUGUUGAGGAAAACACGUCUGGAAACUGCGCCCCUUUCGAGUCUCGCUUCUCUGCCCUCGCGCGCGGAGCAUCCCCAGCUUCCCAGUCAAGUGCGGAGAGGUCGCCGUGCCAGUGUGCGACGACCUUCGAAAACAGGCGCCGAAAGGGUGGACGCUUGUUGUCUGCUGGGCUGGGGGUGUUCAAAUGCCAGUGCUAG
This is a messenger RNA of Symbiodinium sp. CCMP2592, 3213 nucleotides long. The record is from the annotation of a GenBank genome assembly. NCBI's taxonomy places the organism in Eukaryota, Dinophyceae, Suessiales, Symbiodiniaceae.